Messenger RNA from Mycetomoellerius zeteki, 973 nucleotides. It is a transcript of the gene Fdx2, whose product is annotated as Adrenodoxin-like protein 2, mitochondrial Ferredoxin 2. The transcript has 4 exons. Lineage: Eukaryota; Metazoa; Arthropoda; Insecta; Hymenoptera; Formicidae. Gene Ontology annotation, cellular component: mitochondrion. Bases 358 to 825 code for a protein of 155 amino acids. Gene Ontology annotation, molecular function: 2 iron, 2 sulfur cluster binding; electron transfer activity. The record is from RefSeq and is a predicted model, not a curated record. Gene Ontology annotation, biological process: P450-containing electron transport chain.
AUGCUUUGGCAUGCUUGGCACAUCAGCACAUGGUGGCACAUGGAUCCGAUGGAUCACUCGUGAUCAGUCGUCAGGGAAUUCACGUUCAACUAUCGCCUUGGAUCGGACAGUGUGCGAGAGCCAAGAUUGACGCGCCCUGUUUCGUUAAAAUUCAUCAUUUUAGUGUUGAUUGUGGUGAAGCCAAUCCUUAUCGCGGUGUUUAUAAGAAUACCGGACGGAUUGUGCGUUCGCGCAGACGUAUUACGGUCCAAGGUACGCGUUCCAACGUGGUCUCUCAAACUUGAUUUUCGGCUACGUCCUGAAUAAAACACUCGUGCAUCCGUGCGAGCGAUUUGAUGCUUGACAUUGGAUUGGAUAAUGGCACUGAUGCGAGGAUUACGAUCGUCUUUUGUCUUGGGAACGAAUUAUGUAUACACGUACAUAUCUAAUCAAGUUGUUCCCGCGAGAACUGUGUCUCUCAUGCAACCGCUCUCUAAGAAUAAAGAGGUUACUGUAACGUUUGUUAAAGCCAAUGGAGAAAGGAUAAAAGCAAAAGGAGAAAUUGGAAACAGUAUUUUAGAUAUUGUUGUGAACAAUGAUCUUGAGUUGGAUGGUUAUGGAGCUUGUGAAGGAACAUUAACGUGCAGCACUUGUCAUUUAAUAUUUUCUAAGGAUGUGUUUGAUAAACUUCCAGACAAACCUACAGAGGAAGAAAUUGAUAUGCUGGAUUUGGCACAAGAGCGAGGACCAACUUCGAGAUUGGGCUGUCAGAUAAUCAUGACUGAAGAACUCGAUGGCAUUGAAAUAAGAGUACCAGCUACCAUUAAUGAUGCAAGACAAGCAUAAUAAUUUCUAGUAUAAUUCAAGUUCAUUAGAUCUUGUUAAAGGCGUUUAGAUAAUUUUAGGCGUUUUAUAUCAGCUCUUUUAGUGUAAUUCAAUCUAAUCAUUCUUUCUCUCCAGUAUAAUGCAAUAUGUUAUGUACAAUGUACGUAAU